Botrytis deweyae is the source of this 744-nucleotide messenger RNA. RefSeq lists its product as uncharacterized. Gene Ontology annotation, biological process: protein deubiquitination. Lineage: Eukaryota; Fungi; Ascomycota; Leotiomycetes; Helotiales; Sclerotiniaceae. Gene Ontology annotation, molecular function: deubiquitinase activity. The transcript is spliced from 2 exons. Bases 1 to 744 code for a protein of 247 amino acids. The record is from RefSeq and is a predicted model, not a curated record.
AUGUCUUCUUCUUCAAGUAAGAAGAGCUCGAGAAUUUCUUCUUCCAGUCACAGAUCGACACUUUCCCUCCACAAGACUGAAAUAGUCAUCAAUGUUUACGAUCUCCUUCCUGCAGGCAAACUUUCUUCAAUUCUUUGGAGUUUCGGUACGUCCUUACUUCAUAGUGGAAUUGUUAUAAAUGGCAGAGAAUACGCAUUUGGAGGACACGAUAAAAAGGGAAACACGGGAGUGUAUUGGCAAACCCCAAGAGUAGAACCGCCCGGAGGAACUUUCAGAUGCGAGAUUGUCCAAGGAUUCACAUUCUCUCCUCAAGCUGAAAUCGAUGCCGUUAUCAAGGAGGCUUCAGCUAUCUUCCAAGGAACGUCGUAUAAUCUCCUUACAAGAAAUUGCAACCACUUCACAGCAUAUAUGUGCGAGAGACUUACUGGUCAGUCUGGGCCACCAUGGUUGAAUAGAGCUGCUAGUAUCGGAGUCGCAUUACCGUGCAUGGUUCCCAAACAAUGGAUCACACCUCCAGACUACGAAACUGCAGAUGGGGAGCUUGUUGAUGAAUACCAUGAUGAGCAGGCUCUGUUGAGCAGCGCAAGACAUAGCAUGGAUGAUGGGCGACCAGAUUUAGGCGAUGAGACAGAAUGGAGUUGUGAUGAGGACUUUCAGGCCAGAAAAGGAAAGGGAAAAGAUGUUAGAGACACAUCAGGCAGAGUAGUUCCCCUUUCAGAGAGGGCACCUACGGCCAGGAGAUAA